Alligator mississippiensis (American alligator) is the source of this 7630-nucleotide messenger RNA. It is a transcript of the gene PTP4A3, whose product is annotated as protein tyrosine phosphatase 4A3. NCBI's taxonomy places the organism in Eukaryota, Metazoa, Chordata, Crocodylia, Alligatoridae. Bases 1063 to 1584 code for a protein of 173 amino acids. The record is from RefSeq and is a predicted model, not a curated record. The transcript is spliced from 8 exons. Gene Ontology annotation, biological process: protein dephosphorylation; endothelial cell migration. Gene Ontology annotation, molecular function: protein tyrosine/serine/threonine phosphatase activity. Gene Ontology annotation, cellular component: nucleus.
GCGUGGCACGGCGGGUGCGGGGCUCGCGCGGCUGCUGCUGCUGCUGCCGGGGCGGCGGGAGCGGGACCGGGACCGGGGCCGGGAGCGGGACCGGCAGCGGGCAGAGGCAAAUUGUGGAGGGUGACGGACAAGAACAAGUCGGGAAGAGAAGCUGUUGAAAGGAGAUGAAAGUGCGGAGACCAGCCGCUGGAUCUGCCGAGGGCUCGCUUGGACACUGUUGCUGAAUUGGGUUGGCAGCUUGACAAGGUCGCCUUGCCUGGGAGGAAUAUUUCCCCCUCCAACUUCAAUCUGGCCCUGAAGAUCCUACGUGGAUCCUAACCAUCCAUGCUAAAAACCUACCUGGAGCGCAGGCUUGCUCCGGCACGUGAGUUGGGGGACCUGUCGCCUGCUCCCCAGAGCUGAAAUCCAGCCUCCUAUUUCACACGCACCAGAGUAUGAAGAGCCAGGGUAGUGGGAGCUGACCGAGGGAGACCACCCUGGACUCCGCCGGCGAUUUCAAUUUCCAAGCACGUAAUUAAAUCACAUCGACUCUCUCUACCACUGACGGGCUGUGGAUUUAUGGAGGCGCCAGGAAGCGGCUUUGAGUAUUGCCACGCGCAGCAUCGUGCCCGGUGAGGAAGAGACGUCACCGGCUCGCCUGGCCCCGUGUCCGUGCCCUCGGGUUUAACCAUUCAAGGCCCCCGUGCAUGGCUUUCAUGCCCAAGGGACUCCUGCUGGCUGCAGCCGCGGCCUGAUCUGCUCCAGGCUCCCGUCGCUGCUCCCAAAUACUCCACGUAUCCAGAUGGGGUAACGUGACGGAGGAAGUGGCACGCGAGGAGCUCACCCAACGCAGAGGCCUUUCGGGAGGGAGCCUGGCGGCCAGGCAGGCGGCAGCCCUCCAUUGCACACACGAAGGGAACUGACACUACAAAAAGGAAGACUGUCGUGGACUGUCAUCGUUAAUAUUAUUUGGCUUCUGGCACGGGGGGUCUCGGUGCGGGCCCGGUGCUGGGAAUAUUUGCACAACGUUUGUUCUGAAUCUCCCUCCCCGCACGCGCUGCUCCCCGCACCAACCACUGCACCAUGGCCCGUAUGAAUCGGCCGGCGCCCGUGGAGGUCUGCUACAAGAACAUGAGGUUCCUCAUCACCCACAACCCCACCAAUGCCACGCUCAGCACCUUCAUCGAGGACCUGAAGAAGUACGGCGCGACGACGGUCGUGAGGGUCUGCGAGGUGACCUAUGACAAGACCCCGCUGGAGAAGGACGGCAUCACUGUCAUGGACUGGCCCUUUGAUGACGGCGCUCCUCCCCCCAGCAAGAUCGUGGAUGACUGGCUCAACCUGCUGAAGACCAAGUUUUGCGAGGACCCCGGCUGCUGCGUGGCGGUUCACUGCGUGGCUGGCCUGGGCCGGGCCCCAGUUCUCGUGGCGCUGGCUCUGAUUGAGAGCGGGAUGAAGUAUGAAGACGCCAUUCAGUUCAUUAGACAGAAGCGCCGGGGAGCCAUCAACAGCAAGCAGCUCACCUACCUGGAAAAGUACCGGCCAAAGCAGAGACUCCGAUUCAAGGACCCUCACAACCACAAGAACAAAUGCUGCAUCAUGUAACCUCGACGACCUCUUGCCAAAACAACCACGUGCAGACACACAACCCAACACGCGCGCGCAGGGCUGGGCAGCACCCGCGUUCCUGUGUAAAGGGGCACGCUCUCUCUCAAAUGCCACCACACCCUUGGCAAGCUGCAGCCAAGGAGGGAGGCUGGGUGUGCAUUUGACCCUGGGCUUUCAUGGACAAUUUAGCGUGGCCCACUUCCCCAUCCUCUCCUUCCUUCUGUUCCACCUACCAUCUCCCCACACACAGAGUCAGGACCUAAGUCCAUCGGGAUGCUUGGCUGGAAAGCAACCCUUUUAAAUCCCUGCAAUAAGAGCCUGAUCCUUCCCUGUCCAGGCCCAGGAUGUCAUGGCGAGGGAAGGAGCGGAGCUGCAGCUGGGAACUCAACAGCCACAAACCAGCCCUGGAUCAAAUGCCCAUUGAGGCUGGAGCCACCCAGCUGAGCCCGUACAUGGGAUCUGCUGGGUUGUGCCCUGAGAUCGUGUUUGCAUGCCAGGCACAGCUGUCCAUCCUCCCUUCCUUCCCUUCCCACUCCAAACACACGCACGUGUGCACACACCCACCCUUCCCCAUGCCGGGGGCUCACCUCACACCGAGACCACACGCGGCUGCCUUCUGUCCCGGGCGGGCUCCCUCGGAGCGGGGCACCGGUCGGUGACUUGGGCCGGGGGGGUGAGGAGAAGCAGCGUAUGUACAGACCGCCACCCCGUGAAUCGCUGACCUUGCCCUUAACUCGGCAGAGCUGAGCUCUCCGGCUGGAGAGUCUGUGCUAAGGGGACCUCUUCUCCCUCACCCUCCUUUAACGGAGAGCACACGGCCCUCCUGGAAGCUCUUUUCCUCCGACUUUAAAAUGCGUCCGUCUUGGGGAGGCGGUGUGGGCACAGGGGCUGCCGGGGGUGUGCAUCAGAUCCUAUGGCCCUAAAGGGUCUCCUUGCUCCUUGCUGGGCUGGAAAACCAGCAGAAAGGCUCAGCCCUCAAGAUACAGGGUUGAGUGCUGAUUCUCUUUCCAUACUCUCUUAGCCCAGCAAGUGACCCAGCAGCUCCCUGCGUGGGCUACUAUCCCCCCCAUUACCCCAUGGCCCUGCAGGUCUUUCACAAGAGGCUAGUAGUAGCUGCUCAAGGGGCUAGUAGCCACUUUCUGGCUUUCCCGGUGGGCCGUGUAACACAGGGAGACCCUUCCCUGCUUGCAUGCGUGCUGUGGGCUUAGAGAAAGAAGUGCAAUACUCGAGGGGCACGCCCUGCCUCCUGGCCAGAGCUAGGCCAGCUCCUCGUGCCGAUGCGGCCGUGACGCCAAGACAGCUCUGGUUGCUCGUGGGUGGCCGGGCAGCACGGAGGCCCCGCUCUGGUUUUUUAACGCAUCCUUGGUUCAGAGGGGGGAGAGCGGCAGCGCCCUGUGCAGCCCCCUCCCUUGAGCACUGUCUGUGUGUCUGCUGGCAUUUCUAAGCUUUUUAUUAAAGGCACAAGCUUUAAAAAAAAAAAAAAAAUGUAAAAAAAAAAAAAAAGUAAAGUGAAGAACCUGUUUAAUUUGCUGCCGGUCUGAUGACAGGGACAGCUGCUACCACAGGUGCCCUGGCGUGGACUGAGCCACCUGGAGGCACCUGAUGUGAGCAUUGCCACUACCACUUUGCUUUGCCCAUGGAAGUGGGCUGGGAGGGGGGUUGUAAGCAGGAAGUGCAAAGUACCCAGGGCUGCUAGUGGCAAGGCCGGGCCCGUGAUGGCGCUGCUAGCACGGGGGAUGGAUCGGAGGAUAAAUGGCCAGAGCACCCCCCUUGCAGUAAAUGCCACCGCGUUGUUCCUGCAGUAUCGGCACGGUCAGACGUUGCAUCCGCCCGUUCCUGAGCCGUCUCCAAGCACAUGCCCUUUGUCUCCGCAGCCUGCCCCCGAGCAGCAGCCGCCACGGUCUGCGUGGCCGUAAAGAUGGCACCUCUCUGAGCAGAGGUGCUGCUUAGGUCGGUGCCACGAAGCGUUCAAACACGAGAUGUUUCCGGUGCACAAGAUGUUUCCGGUCACGCUUUUGAAGCUUCGUCCCCUCUCAGACAGGUGCUUGGCUCUGAGUUUCCUCCAGUAUCCUCCUCUCGGGGCUCCCUGCCAGUAGCAAACCACUGACUCUUUCAGCCUCCUUUCUCCUGGGGGAAAUCUGUGAUGCUUUUUCCAGUGAAUACGGGGCAGGUCGAAAGCGCCUGUGUCUUGCAGCAGGCCGGGGAGCAGUGCCACGUCUGUGGCAUCAAGCACUCAUCGUAGUAUUGUAGGUGGCUGCUUGCAAAACACUUUUUCCUGCUGGCAAAAGGUAGGGAGGACUUAGCUCAUUAAAAUGGAAGGCGUUUGCUUUCCACAGGGGCUUUCGUCUCUCCAUGGGUUGUUUCUAAGCAGCGCAGGCACCGCAUGUGGCUGUCGGGCAGGUCCUAGGAGACUCCUGAAGGGAAAGAGAAGUACAACCCCCCCCACACACACGUGCACACACAUGCACACGCAUCCAAGCAGAAGGGAAUCCUCCUCCCCUUCCCAGCCUGCAGAAAUGCAAAGGUAGCAAACGUGCAGAUGCUUUAACCUGCCGGGCUGAGCCAAACCGUUGUGACGUGGGCAGUUCCCAUUGCACGAUGCAUGUCCCAACUUUGUUCCUAUCCUGGGGGAUCCUAGGAAGGGAUCUUGAUCUUGAUCCACCGUAGUAGCACCCACCUGCCUGCUUUUUGUCUCGAAAAGAAGUGUUUGUGGGCCCUGAUGCUCAAGGGCACCUCGGUUUUGGGGGUGCCUGACUUGAGCUGCCUUAAAUGCCCUGACAUUCCCAAAGUGCUGAGCUGCCACCUCUUAAAAACUCAGGCAUCUUCUUAGCUCUCCAAAACGCAGCACCGUAAACGCAAGGCGUUUGCCAGUCGUGCGUGGCAGCCUGAGCCCGGAGGAUCUUUCCCAGCACCUCAGGGAGGCUACUCUUCUGCCUGGCACUGCGCUUGGAGACCAUUGCAGCCCCACUGCCCACCCUUUCACUCCUCGCCCGCCCAGUGCCUCUGCAUACCUGCGAGUGCAUUAUUCCAGACCCGUCCGGGCACUCCCGAGGAGCGUGGCAUUGCUGUAACGGCAGCCUCUUUUCUUGCCUGCCUUGGGGUCAGAGCAGAAAUCACCUAGGAGGAUCACUGUGUCUGUAGAAGUGAAAGCGUCCGGUUUGCCUAAACGGUAUAGGAUCGCACAGGCCCAUCCUGAUACAGGACCCGCAUCCUUCGGUUAGGGGCAGGCAACCUACCACCAAAGAUGCCCCUUGGGUGUCACCGCAGUGUAUUUGUCUCUAGUGGGCCCUGGCUUCAGAGUCCAAGGCCUAGAAAUCCCCAUCCUGGUUACUCCCAAAAGGUGACGGUGCCCUUGCAGACGUGUCUGGUCUGGAAGAGGGUCCCACAGGCUGCAUCAGAGAGAGCCAGAGACUUGCUGGAGCAGUAGCUGAUGCUUUGAAGAACCAUGUUGCUAAAUUCUUCUGCGCGCCUCUGGUAGAGCAGUGUCCGAGUAAUGUUUGCUCCCCAGAUCCUUGCAAGACCCUUGCACCCUUUCUACUGCUUGUCUCAUUUACCAAGGGUAGGGUGCUGUGGAUAAGACCUCUCACCUUUUGGUGGGGGUAUGACAAGGGUUUUCUUGGAUGGACCCCAGAGAAAUAUCUGCCGGGUAAAACCUCUGCAGUCGUUACAAGUAGGAGGUUGAGGGCGGCAGAGCUGAGCGUUAGGGUGCUGGUCGGAGAUUGUGUAUGGCCGGGGAAUGGCGCCUCAAAGCUGGAGUGUUUUUUAAAGCCUGUGGGUAGGAUCCAUGUAGAUGAGGCAAGCAACCCCAAAGUGCUUGGACAUCUAUUCCAGAUGUGCUGCCAUUGCUGGCCAGCAGCAGAUGUUCCUAACAGCCAGCGAGGCUACUGACUUCCCCCUAAACACUGAGUGGAAAAUCUCCCUUCGUCCUCCGGUGAGAAGUCACUUUGUGAUUUCAGUGGCAGGUUUGGUGUCAAAGCGGUGGCCUCGGCACAGCUAUUCUGACUCGUGGCCUUGCAGCCGUUGCAUUGAGUUGCCGGAGAGGAAGUUUGCACGCAUUUUCCCUCCGACCUCUUGGCUGAGCAGCCAUGGCCAGGCCUUGCGGUGACCCGUGGAGCCAAGAAAAGCAGCUUUAUUGUACCUUUUGUUGCUUGUGGUCCAGGAUUUUCAAAAGCGGGUGUCUAAAGCCAUCUGUAGACACCUUGAAUGAAUGGUCUAGUUUUACAGGAAGCCUGGUUGCUGCUGCUUUCUUCAGGCCCAGCGGCUGGACUCUUGCCCCGGCCUUGGGUAUCCGUGUUUGGCCAUGAAGUAUCCCUAAAGGAAACACAAAGGGCCUGAAAUGUUGGGAUUUUUUUUCCAGUUUUCUUUAUUUUACAUGCAAAAUCCACAGCUUGACUUGUGUCCUCCUGGAAGCCUCUGGAUGAAUGGAAAGCUUGGUAGGCUGUGGGUAUUAUACCAACAAAAGCAGACCUGAUUGACUGAAAGGCAAAGCAAGAGAUUUUUCUGUGCUGUUUAAUUUAAUGCUAAUCCUCAUUUAUCUCCAAAAAAAACAAAAAAACAAAACCCAGUAGGGGAAGAAAACUUAGGUAGAGACUUGGCACCCUGGGCACCUUCUCAAAGGGUCAGGAGACGCGCAGACCACGGUCUGCCUCUCUGGAUCUUCCCAGCAAAACCGGGGACGCCUAGUCUGACAUUUCUGAGCGCUUGAAUUAAAACCAAUAAGCAGGAACAAUAACCACUCCAUGCCUUUCUCAAAAAAAGGGUGCAGACAGGGCCACCCACCUUUCUAAUGGCCUCCCCCAGCCCGUCACCUCUUCAGACCUUCCCAACCAUUGAGACUCGGAGCACUGACAUGGCUCCAUGCCUUCCCACGCACUUCAGCAACCCGAAGGGACAGCUGCACGGACGCACACGUCUCCCCACAUCGGAAGAGCCUUGGUGCACUUUGCGAAGGAAGUGAACUGUGUGUGAGCUUUGGGCGGGAGGGACGUUAUUAACAGAAAUAAAUGUGCAUUUCCUCUUGCUUCCUGUGUGCGAGCGUGUUCUGAAAGCGGCCGUGGUUCCCGUCUGCUUUCGAUGCUCUCCGACGGGGAGGGGAAAUUAAAAAUAGCGACUAGUGAAAGGAGGCGGCGGAAGGAGCGUGGUGCACCCAUGCAAAUAGGCAGCUCUUGAUUUGGUUAGGCGUACUUCAGUAACUUUGCACGUGUAAAUUAUAUUGUGGGUCUUGCAAUAAAGCUGACGUGGCGGCGCUUGGGCUCGAAGAGCUUUUGACAGCAGGGUUAGCGGGAGCCAGCUUUGGAAGACACAAAGGGUCUCGGUCAUCCCAAAUGAAAACAGUUGCUUUAUCUUUUCCCAAACGGAUUACAUUGAAGCAAAAGUAAGAUGCUUGACUGAAGUACGGUUUAAAAGGUCUACUCCCCUCGCAUCCGGCCGGCUGGCUUCGUAGCCCGGCAUCAGCUGUUAAUUUAGUUGGUGGAUGCUGUCUGGUGAAGGAAGGGAUUUGUCUGGUUUCCUCACUCACUCUGGGGCCGGGAAAUACUGUGCAUCACGUUUUCAAGCAUAUAACAGGCAUUCCUGGGGUCUCUUUUAAGUGCUCUGCUUUACUUUAGAUAAUGUAUUCUCCCAAAGAACUUUUUUUUCCCCCCUGCUGGUUCUUUCUCUGAAACAAAGAAUUGCAUACUUUCCUUUCGAUUUUUCUGGGCAAUCUUGAUAGUUUGUAGAUUAAACCCAGUCGACAUUUCUGUUUUGUUUUGUCUGAGCCAUAGCUAAAUUAUUAUGCCCAGUGCUUUUAUACCAGACAGCAUCACUUUGGAUAUGCAGCUGAGGUAUAGGAUCUUGACACUUUAUAACCUUUUUUUAAAUGGAAAAAAAAGAAGUUGUCUGUCUACUUACGUCUUGUGUAAAAAAAAAAAAAAAGAAAAAGAAAAAAAAAGAAAGAAAUGUACGCCUUUUAGUAAUCACUUUUUUUGAGUUUAUAAAAUUCCCAAGGUGGUUUCACCUCCGGCAAAGCAAGAGAAAAUAAAAGGCUUCACUGUUUUGUACGUCA